AUGAUGUGCGCCCAGCAUGCCUCCCCUGGUAUCGUGCACAGCCAAACUCAGUCCAGUUUGGGAAGAAAAAAGAUGGACCGCAUGGUGGCUCUGGUGACUUCUGAAGUGAGCGUGUGGGGCUGGUCAGCUCCACAAGGCCCAGAGCUGGCAGCAAUGAGUCAGAAGAGGCUGACACGACAGCUGACGCUGUGGGAGAGUCCCGGAGGUCCACCUCCUGCCCCCUCGCUCACCUCACCUAUGUCACCAGACGAUCAGUCACGCGGACACGGGGGCUCGGCGCUGUUUCGCCGCAUGAAACUGAACUGUGAAAUCCGAGAGCGCAGACGUUCGUCUCACUGUUGCAGCUUUGAUUCAGAGAAUGGUCCCUUACCAGGCCGCAGUCCCAUGGAUUCGCAGGCGAAUCCUGGGUUGGUGCUCCACCCUUCGUUUCCCCAGAGCCAGCGCAGGGAGUCCUUCCUGUACCGCUCAGACUCAGACUACGACACGUCCCCCAAAACUAUGUCACGCAACUCCUCCAUCAACAGUGAGGGGCAUGCCGAAGACAUGAUUGUCACCCCUUUUGCUCAGGUGUUGGCCAGCCUACGAACUGUAAGAAGCAACUUCACCAUCCUCGCCAAUGUCACAACACCCACUAACAAGAGGUCACCAGUGACCAGCCAACCCACCGUUCCCCAAGCCACGCUCUCUGAGGAGACAUACCAGCAGAUGGCUCGGGAGACUCUGGAUGAGCUGGACUGGUGUCUGGACCAGCUGGAGACCAUUCAGACCCACCGCUCAGUCAGUGAGAUGGCCUCCAACAAGGUGCGCAGCGCUGUCACUCUGGAGUGUCCAGGUUUGACUGGCUGUGGCCUCUCCCCACGCACCCUGACGACGUCCUCAUGCCACUGGGGGACCCACAGUGCCCCGGCUCCGCUCCACUACCGUCCCCCUUGCCUCUGCCAAAGGCCCAAACCCCCAAUUCCCCCGGUUACCCUCAACAUGGGUGUGGUGGAGGCCAUUGACCCGGCGCCAUCCCCCUGUCCCUCGCCCGUACCAGGGGGCUACAGGCUGCCCCGCUCCUCCAGCUACAGCCCCCUGCAGGGGAGGGCAGGGGCAGAGCUGGACCUUGGUGCGGCUGCUGGAGGAGUUAUGGAGGGGGGUGGGACGGCGGCAGAGCGCAGGACGCCCUUAGUGGACCUGUUCUGUGAGACCUGCUCCAGACCCUGGCUCAUCGGUUGGUGGGACCAGUUCAAGAGGAUGUUAAACAGGGAGCUGUCCCAUUUGUCAGAGAUGAGUCGCUCAGGGAACCAAGUGUCAGAAUACAUCUCCACUACCUUUCUAGAUAAGCAAAAUGACGUGGAGAUUCCGUCCCCGACUUUGAGAGAGAGGGAGAAGCCCAUGUGUCACAUCAGUGGAGUAAAGAAGCUCACACACAGUUCCAGCCUGUCCAACUCCACCUUGCCACGCUUCGGUGUGAAGACUGAACACGAGGAUGCAUUAGCCAGGGAGCUGAAUGACUUGAACAUGUGGGGCCUUAAUAUCUUUCGCGUGGCAGAGUUCUCUAAUAAUCGACCUCUCAGCUGCAUGAUGUUUGCCAUCUUCCAGGAGCGAGACCUACUGAAGACCUUUCGGAUCCCUGUGGAUACAUUUGUCACCUAUGUGAUGACCCUAGAGGACCACUAUCAUGCCAAUGUGGCCUACCACAACAGCCUCCACGCUGCUGAUGUCACCCAGUCCACCCAUGUACUGCUAUCCACACCAGCUCUAGAUGCUGUAUUCACAGAUCUAGAGAUACUAGCUGCACUAUUUGCUGCUGCCAUUCAUGAUGUAGACCAUCCAGGAGUGUCUAACCAAUUCCUCAUUAAUACUAACUCGGAACUAGCGCUGAUGUAUAAUGAUGAGUCCGUGCUGGAAAACCACCACCUGGCUGUGGGCUUCAAGCUGCUUCACGAGGACAACUGUGACAUUUUCCAGAACCUCAGCAAAAGGCAGAGGCAGAGCCUGAGGAAACUUGUUAUAGAUAUGGUUUUGGCCACAGAUAUGUCCAAACACAUGAGUUUGCUGGCAGAUCUCAAGACUAUGGUGGAGACCAAAAAAGUUACAAGCUCUGGCGUACUGUUGCUGGACCACUAUACGGACCGAAUACAGGUACUAAGGAACAUGGUGCACUGUGCUGACCUGAGCAAUCCAACAAAACCCCUGGCUGUGUAUCGGCAAUGGACGGAGAGAAUCAUGGAGGAGUUCUUCAGGCAGGGGGAUAAGGAACGGGAGCGAGGGAUGGAAAUAAGUCCCAUGUGUGACAAACACACUGCAUCUGUGGAAAAAAGCCAGGUGGGCUUCAUUGACUAUAUUGUGCACCCACUGUGGGAGACAUGGGGAGACCUUGUGCAUCCUGACGCCCAGGAAAUCCUGGACACUCUGGAGGACAACAGGGACUGGUACCAUAGCACUAUCCCGCAGAGCCCCUCGCCACCCCCUGUGGGCCCAGACAAGGAUAUGAAAGCAUGCAUAGACAAGUUUCAGUAUGAGCUCAACCUUGAGAGCCCUCAAAGAGAACAGGGAGACACGGGUGAAAACCCCAUGCCAAACCAUGUGGCACAGGACUGCAGUAACAGGGACGAGGAGGGCAAAAAAGAGGACGAAGAGGACAUAAUGGCAGAGGAGGAAAAUGAGGACAUAAUAGAAGAGGAAGACGAGGUGGCUAUGGAGGAGGAAGACGUGGAGGAAGAGCUGAAACCUCAGUUGGUCGAUGGCUCUGAAAAGGAAAGACUUUCUGACACAAGUCCUGUAGAAGAAGAGGAAGAUUCUUCUUCACAAGCUGAAGAUACAUGA
Molecule: messenger RNA, 2811 nt
Organism: Menidia menidia (Atlantic silverside)
Lineage: Eukaryota; Metazoa; Chordata; Actinopteri; Atheriniformes; Atherinopsidae
Source: the annotation of a GenBank genome assembly